GCGCGGUGCGACGUAAUGUGGCGUAAUCAGUCGUAAUCAGGCGUAAUGUGGCAUAGUGACACGCACCAAUGCACGGCACGGCGCAAAACAAGGACGGAUUGAACAGCUGAUCCUCGCCGCGCUGUCGUGAUCUAAGGGUCUAUCGGCCGCGAGUUUCACGAGACCACGAUAUCGUCAUUUGUCCCUCCUCAAUUGACGAUUGCCAUCAAUUACUGUCGGCGUCGACGGUGAUUGAGUUCGAAUAGACGAGUACGCGAAAAGAGACAGCGCGCAUCUCUGUCAUCUCCGAAUUCUCAUUCCUCCCCCGAGAGCUGUGCUUGUCUCGGCGGCCGCCGCGUGAAUUAGCCCCUUCCCGCGCGACCCGCGAUUACUCCCCGCCGCGACAUUCACUCCUUGGCUUGGACCGGAGAGACUGAAGAGCAGGGAGAGCGGAGGGUCAGCCGAGGGCUCAGUGAUCAGUCACCUUAAGUCACCUAUCGUCUGGUCCGAUAAGAGGUUCGCCCCCGAGUCCGGGGACAUUAUUGGGACAUUAUUAUGGCCAGUCCGGUGGUUGGCACCGGAUAUAACUUCAAAGUGGUUUUGCUCGGCGAAGGAUGUGUCGGCAAGACCUCAGUUGCUCUACGAUAUGUCGAGGACAAGUUCAACGACAAGCAUAUUACCACGCUACAGGCGUCGUUCCUGAAUAAGAAAUUGAAUAUCAAUGGAAAAAGAGUCAACUUGGCGAUAUGGGACACCGCCGGGCAAGAAAAGUUUCACGCAUUAGGACCAAUUUAUUACAGAAUGUCCAAUGGUGCCAUUCUCGUGUACGACAUUACGGAUGAGGAUACCUUCCAAAAGGUAAAAAACUGGGUAAAGGAGCUUAAGAAGAUGUUAGGUAGUGAAAUUUGCUUAGUGAUAGCAGGUAAUAAAGUGGACUUGGAGAAGGAUAGGAACGUUGCCACAGAGGAAGCUGAAGAGUAUGCCAAACAGGUGGGAGCUAUGCAUUUUCAUACAUCAGCCAAGUUAAACCAGAACAUUGAAGAGAUGUUUCUAGACUUGACGCAACGCAUGAUGCAACGUGCAGAUGAGGCUGAGCAAAAAUCCACGCUCACAAGGACCAAUAGUACGCGUCGCAAUGUCGUGAUGGUCGAGGAUGAAGCAGAACAAACUCAACCGAAUAGAAGUUCCUGCUGUGGUGGUGGUGGUGGUGGUAGUAGUGGUGGUAGUGGUGGCAGUGGCAGUGGCGGUGGAGGCGAUAACGGCAGCUUUUCGUAGACCUUUAAAAUCAAUUUAUGUUCAAUUUCAGAUACAAGGUCUAAUUUCGGUAAUUUACUAACUAUGUACAGGAUGGCGCAUUUCAGAUGUGACAAAUUACUAUUUGUAAGUGAUAGUUUGUCAUAUUAUAAAUGCUUCAUCUUAUAUAUACACAAGGACAAGAGUGUUACGUAUGAGUGUGCACAUGUAUGUCUAUAUACAUAUAUGUAUUUUUAGCUGCGGUAAUUCUUGGAUAGCAAAGAUACUUGUAUACUUGUGUGUGUAUGUAUAUACAUAUACAUAUAUAUGUAUGUGUGUGUGUAU
This is a messenger RNA of Atta colombica, 1557 nucleotides long. RefSeq names its product ras-related protein Rab-21 (gene Rab21). Lineage: Eukaryota; Metazoa; Arthropoda; Insecta; Hymenoptera; Formicidae. Gene Ontology annotation, biological process: Rab protein signal transduction. Gene Ontology annotation, molecular function: GTPase activity; GTP binding. Bases 535 to 1254 code for a protein of 239 amino acids. The transcript has 4 exons. The record is from RefSeq and is a predicted model, not a curated record.